Messenger RNA from Chelonoidis abingdonii (Abingdon island giant tortoise), 1725 nucleotides. The record is from RefSeq and is a predicted model, not a curated record. Lineage: Eukaryota; Metazoa; Chordata; Testudines; Testudinidae.
AUGAGCGGCGAGGUCGGGGUCGGAGUCGGGUCACCGUUCAUUUGUUCCGCGCGCGGAAUAUCUGCAAUCAGGAUUGAGACUUCAGGUGUGUAUCCAAAGCUAAGGCAAAAACAAAAGAAACAACCUUUCUUGGGAUGUCUAGCGAUUUAUCAGAGUACCAAGAUGUCUCGAGAGACUGGAAAUGAAUCCCAGCAAUCUCAAGGUGCCCAGCAGUCUCAGAGUGGUACAAGUUCUUCCUCCAGUGGAUCACAGAGUGCCAGUCAGUCGUCUUCCAGUUCUGGGACCCUCAGUUCUUUGGACACAGUUCCUACUCAGGAACUUCCUUCAAUUCCUGAGGAUCAGGAACCUGAAGAAAUCGUUCCUCAGCCAUGGGGUCGACUCUUUGCACUUGAAAAGGGUUUCUGCAAUUAUGACUGCGUGAAUGACGAGUGUUGGUUUGGCAGAGACAGAAGCUGUGAUUAUAGCUUUGCUAAACUAGGGUUGACCGAGACAGGCUUAUACCAAAACUACAGCAAGAAGCACUUCCGAAUCUUCAGGAGGCCUUGGUUUGACUUGGUUUCUUGGCAAACACUUAAAGCGUUUGUAUUUUCUGAUCUUAUGGUGGAUGAUCAGUCAGCAUAUCCCAGAGAAUUGAGAGAGAAAUAUAUCAUGUCAAAAACUUUGGGAAGUGGUGCCUGUGGAGAGGUUAAACUGGCAUUUGAGAGGACCACGUGUAACAAAGUUGCUGUAAAGAUAAUCAAUAAACGGAGAUUUAUAACAAGCGCUGUGAGAGACACAGAUCCAGCUUUUAAUGUUAAUACUGAAAUUGAGAUUUUGAAGAAAAUAAAUCAUCCCUGCUUAAUCAAGAUAAAAAACUUCUUUGAUGCAGAAGAUUAUUAUAUUGUUUUGGAAUUGAUGGAAGGAGGAGAGUUAUAUGACAGAGUGUCGAGAUCAACCAGAAUGAAAGAAGCUACCUGCAAGCUCUAUUUUUAUCAGAUGCUGUUGGCUGUAAAGUAUCUUCAUGAAAAUGGUAUUAUACAUCGGGAUCUAAAGCCAGAGAAUGUGCUACUUUCCUCUUCUGAGGAAACUUGUCUUAUAAAGAUUACAGAUUUUGGACAAUCCAAGAUUCUUGGAGAAUCAUCACUUAUGAAAACAUUAUGUGGUACUCCCACGUAUCUCGCCCCUGAAGUUCUCAGUUCACUUGGGACAGCUGGGUAUAGCCGUGCUGUGGAUUGCUGGAGUUUAGGAGUUAUUCUUUUUGUAUGCCUGUGUGGAUAUCCACCAUUCAAUGAACAGAAUACUCAGCUAAGUCUGAAAGAUCAAAUUACCCGUGGAGAAUACACAUUUAUUCCAAGAGAAUGGAAGCAUGUGUCAGAUAUGGCUUUGGAUCUUGUGAAGAAGCUGUUAGUAGUGGAUCCAAAUAAACGUCUUACAACGGAAAAAGCCUUGGAACAUCCCUGGCUUCAGGAUGAAAGUAUGAAGAGCACAUUUCAAGAGCUACUUUCACAAACGAGAGUCUCUAUGCAUCCACCACAGACAUCAAGACUAAACAUGGUCUUGGAGGAACAACGGCCUCGUCUUUGUAUGCUAGAGUUUCAGGCAGAGAUUCUCAUUGAGGUACUGAAAAUGGCAAGAGCUUUGUCCUACAAGCAGUGUUUUGGACCUAUUUCCUUCUUGGUGGAGGCCAGUGUGGAGUAUUGGGUUCUUUGCUUGCCCCUCAAUAAGGACAGGCUGCCUCAUGCUUAG